UGAAAAUAUUGUGUGGAUUGUUGGGAAAUCGUAUAUUAUCGUCUAUAGUUUCCAUCUCUUCCAAAUUACUGGCUUGUUGUUUUAGUUCAGGAGGAAUUGUAAAAGCUGGCUGCUGUUUCGUUUGAGGUGUUCGGUGACUGAAUAUGUCUAAUUCUGCAUAGCAUGAAACGCGCUAAUGAGGUAUCUGAGGAGAGGAUAACCUCCUGUCCAGCCCUGCAACGUCAUGGACGCCUGUGCACGGAUCAGAGGGGUCCCGUUGAAGAGCCGUGCCACUAUGAAGAAAGAAACCAUCCGCGAGGGCUCAAACCUGUGCCUGAAGAGCCUGUUGAGACACAAGAAGGAGCUGUGCAAUGUAAUAGUGGAGCUGCAUAAUAAAGAACCACAGUUGUUAUCAGAAGUACAUUACAUAUGCUUACCUAGUCAUGCUGAGGGGGAGAAUUUCACCCUACAGGCUCUGACGUCCCUCUCCACUGAGAUGAUGGAGUUGCUUAGAUCACUACAUGUACACACCCUUAAAGAUGAAGAGAUUUUGCUCCUUAAAGACCCUAAAAGACCCUUUGAGAGGAAAGACAGUGUUUCUCAGGGCUGUUCAAGGGCCUUGUGUAUAUUGAGACAUGGCCCCACUCCUAAGAUUAGUGUUUGCACCAUGCUGGGGUUGUUGGCUCGAUACACAGCUGGGAUAAGGUAUGCCAUGGAGUUACAUGUUCAGCAGAGAGGCACUUCAGAAGCUUGUCAAGCUGAGGAUGAUGACACCAAUCAGUCUGUCUCUUCUAUUGAGGAGGACUUUGUUACUGCUUUCGAACAUCUUGAAGAGGAGCAUACAGGUGCCCAUAGUCAGAGGAACCAAAGGGAUGUGGCAUCCCAGACAGUCCCUUACACCCAUUUAAAAGACUUAAGUGGAUCUCGUAUUAUUAUAAGUUCCAUACCCAGGAAGUCAGUGCCCAAGGGAAAGACUGCUGCAGAAGUGUCAGAAACGGUCCUGUCAACAGUGUGGCCUGAAAUUUCAGAGAUCUCGUAUGAACUUAGCAGUCUGUCAAAGGGACGUGUUACCUCCACAUCCCUCACCGAGUCAGAUGAUUCAGACUGCUCAAGUCCCAGUCCAAUUAUAUUCCUGGAUGAAGUUGGAUAUCAGAAGAGUCUUAAAGCAAAACUUGACAUUCCCAAGAUCCCCAUUCUAAAGGAUGGAGUAGAAGACUCUGACUCAGAAGUCAGUGAAUUUUUCGACAGCUUUGAUCAGUUUGAUGAACUAGACCAGUCAUCUGAUUCCAACAUCAAGGUCCUUAAACAACAUCCCCUCCCUGGUCAAACAGAGAAGUAUGUUGACAACUCUGGAUGUAAAUUUGUAUCAAGGGGGUGCUCGACCACAGCAAUGAAUCCUCACAAGUUUGAUCAUAGGACUCUUCCAGCCAAUGUCAAGAAACCAACUCCACUUAAACCAGGAUCACCGUACAGUAUUCACUCUGAAUUACCAGAUUCCCCACGGCCAGCGAGGACUCCCUGCGAGGAAAGUGGGCCUCUCUUCAGUCCAGUUCGUUCAUCUGCAUUUAGCCCACUGGGAGAAGGAGGGUCCUUAGAGUAUUUUUGGAAGGCAGAUGUUGAUGGCUCAGAAUUACGUAAACCACAGGACCUUUGCUCACUGUACAAAACGUACGCAGAUUUUGCCAACAACCUGUCAAAAGAAAUCCUUGGAUCGGUCUGUGGGUACUCCUCCCCUGUUGAUUUUAACAUUAAUAAGAACUUGAGCUGUGUGUGUCAUAAGGAGUUCAAAAACACUAAUGGGCAUCUAAUGAAGCUUUCAGACAUCCAGGAGACAGUCACCAUCACUAAAUCCCAAUCACAGUCUCUUAAGGAUGGGAUUCAGAGGUUUGCUACAGACUUAGUCGAAAUGAGCCUUGGAAGUGCCUUAAGGGACUUGCAGAAAGGUGUGUCCUCCUGUACCACCACACUUUGCCAUUUGGCUGCAAGGCUGACAUCUUCAGUAUUUCAAAUGGCCUUUCAUGAGAUAGGAAUGCGCCAUGCAUACGUGUUAAAAGAGCGUGCCGUAAACGGUCUAGCCGGUUUCCUUGUAGGCGAAGCCAUUUCUGGAGCCCUUAAAGAGUUUCUGUUUGUGAAAAAGCAGAUUUUCAACAACACUGUCACACGAUUUGCUGCAGAUCUUGCUGAGGAAUUAGUGUUUGAAGGAAUUAUGGAGGUUUGCCAGUUUUCACAUCCCUCGACGUUACUCACGCCAGGUAACUGGUCGUUCGACGAAGAGGAGGAAGUGGUUUCAUCCUAUGCCUCUGAUCUGUCGGAGUCUGUUCUCCAAGAGGCUUUUAUAGAGCUCUCACAAGCCGAUGUGACAUUCACUACCCAGGCAGCUAUCAGUGUGUCGGUUGACAAUAUUUGCUACGUGAGUGCUGAAGAUAGCUCUCUCAUUACAAAAACCUGCAGUGCCCAAACAAGCUAUCUUGGAUCUCAGGCUGUCGCAGAGGUUUCAAAUCAAGAGCAGGAUGGUUGUACAGUGAAGAAAGCUUUGUAUUGUGUGUCAGGUAUCGCCAGUUGUGUUCCAGUUCCUGUGGCUGGCAAUGUCAUAUCCCAUGUACACAAUUCAGACGAACCUUCUCAGUAUAAAUCCAGUAUUGGUCAUGUGUGUCAGACCAGCCCUAAAAGAACCAUUUGUUGCCAAGUGGAAGUAACAUCAUCAGCCUCAGAUACGUCUGCAAGGACUGAUUCAUCGCCAGGUCCUGCAAGAAUCCAGGAUUCAGCCAGUGAUGAGGAAAUUGUUGACAGCAUGUCUGUUGAAACUGAUUCUGGGAAGCCCUCGAUUGGAAAAACUUUUCAAAACUUCUCUGGAAAUAUGGUGGACACUAUAGUAGGUGAGGCAUUUGAUCUAGUGAAUUCUUCGACAAAAGUAAAGAAGAAAGUAGAGGACUGUGCUGACUUUUUGAGCAAAACAAUCGUAGCUCGCAUAUCCACUCCAAGCCAUGGAAUUGUUAAAUCACAUGUGUCGACUCAGAGAGGUUCCCCUCAGAUUCCCUCUCACUUGGUGUCAAAGGGCUCUAGUGACCCAUCCUCCAGAAGUGCAUGUCCAGUAACCAAACUCACCCCAGAGGUCCGUUCUGUCGUGAGAAGGGACACAUUGGAAGUGCCCAGAUUUGAAAUUGGCUCCUGUGGUGGUAGAAAAGUAGGUGCAGAUGAUUUUUCAAGCAGCACCUCUGGAACGAAAUCAGUUGAAAUCCCUAGCACUCCACCCUCGAGUCCUCAGCAGCCAUCAGAUGAGCACAGUGAGAAGCAGAUCAGACAGUUCUCGAAGAAGCUCAAAGGUACGCUUGCAAAAGAAUUUUCUCCUGCGACUCCUCCAUCAACCCCUUAUUACCCGCCUGCCACCGACACAAAAGAAUCUGGUUCAGUUUCAGACAAGGCUGAUUUCAUGCUGAAACUCAUUAGAUCUCUCUCUGAAGAAGCUGGCAGCAAUGAAGACGACGAGGAGACCCAGAAAGAUGGUCCACACUCUAGAAACUGCCAGUCAGAGCUGAGUCCCAAUGUCAGGAGCAGAAUGUUUGAGAGGAGUGCGCUCCAUUAUGCAGAGCGUUUAGCGUGCCACAUUGUUUCCAUGGCAACUGAGAUGGACACACUAAGCCUUGGAGAUGUAAAGAACGCCGAGGGUGACCAGGGCAAAGGCAGCGUUGCCUUACACAGCGCACAGUUUUCUGAACAGACUUUGAAUUCUUUGUGGACAUAUGCUGGAGAAGUGGCUGGAGAAGUCAUCAACGAUGUCAAGAGGAUGAUGAGUUCAACCCACUGUCGUCACAAAACGAUGAAAAGAGGAUCUGUAAACUCUGCUGACAAGUGUCAGAGUGGAGACGGCCUUUUGGGAAAUUUGACUUGUCAAUGGUCUGGUGACGUCCAACCAAGUGGGAUGUCAUCAGAUUAUCCAAGUUGCGAGAGUGUCACUGACGAAUAUGCAGGAUACCUCAUUAAGGUGCUCAAGAAAGAGGGAGGCAACAGAGAGCUUAUAUUGGAUCAGUAUGCCACCCGUUUGGCAUAUCGAUCUAUUAAAUCUGGCCUGGCUCAUGCGGCCCGAAAAAUAAAGCAGAGAUAUCCUUUGAGGCUACACUCCUCUAGGCGUUUACACAAUGAUCAUAGUCCUGAUGUUUCUCAAAGUCCUAUAUCCAAGUCAUCCCACACUGCACUUGCUGAUGGAAAAGAUGGAUCCUCUUGCGAAUCUCUGCCAUGUGCUUGUCAAGAUGGUCAAAACAUUAGCAGUAACGAAUAUGUAGAACUUGUGAACUUUGCAGAAUCUCUUGCCUACAACAUCACAUGUGAUGUUACGAGAAAGCUGAGAAUGUCUUCAGUUAGACUGCCUAAAUCGCUGACUGAUUCUUGCCUCUACAGGAAGUCCAGUGUCGGGGACAUGCCCGAAAGUACGUUUUCAUUCUCUCUUUUAACGUACGCAGAAACUAACAGGCUGUAUCAUAGUACGAGCAGCUUAAAUGAUAGCAAAAGCAACAACAGUGUCAUGCAAGUCAUUGAACAUUAUGCCAGGAAAAUUGUUGAUGAUACAUUGGAAAUGACGCUGGGGCCGGCAUGUGUUCCGGCAGCUGGGGAUAGGAGGGCACUUGAACCUAAUUCCUUCACAGAAAAGCUGGCUGAGGCAUAUCAAACCUGCCGAUACUGCCAAGGUCGAGAAUGUCUGUUUUGCAGUAGAGAUGGGCGUCAUGGUUUCCAGGGAUUGAAAAUCAGAAGGCAACAAGAAUCUGAUUCAGUGGCUGGACUGGAAAUUCCUAGAAUUCACAUUGAUUUGGAGAAGAGAGCUGCUUUUGCUGAAGAAAUGGUCUCCAGUGUCAUUGAGAAAGCCAAAAAGGAGCUGAGCUGCACCAGCUUAAAUGCAGACAGUGGAAUUGGUCAUGAUGGCGCAAGCUUCGCAGAAAGUCUGACCACAGAGAUUAUGACAUCCGCAUUGUCCAAUGUCUGCCAAACCGUCAAUCUUGGUACUCCUAGAAGGGAUGGCGUCAAUGUGACGGAAUCAACAGUGAGUCAACAGCUUAGUUUGAGUGUUGGUGAUGACAGUCUUGGUAGUUGGUCCAAUCUGAGUUUUGAAGAAGACCACCCAGAUGAGAGCAGCAGCUUUCACCAUCUAAGUGACAGCAGUAAUGGAAACAGCAGUAGCUGGAGCAGUCUGGGUUUAGAAGGCGAGGUUUAUGAAGAACAUUUGUCCUUCUCUCCAUCAGACAGUGACUGCACUGAAGAGAAAGAAGCUGAGGCCAAAGAGGAUUCAGGCGGAGCGGUACGGGAUCAUGGACAGGCAGAAAGAGCUCUGCUUGUGGUCAGUACCGAUGUCCAGGGGGGGACUGUGGACCCCCAGCUGACGGCUGUGCUCCAGUGGAUCGCCGCCUCUAUCGCUGAUCUGUCUUUAAUCAGCUAUUACUCAGCAGGCCAGGAGCUCCUCCAGCUGCCGGCCGUGGCCCAGAGGCUGAAGGAGAGAGAGUUCAGGGUUGCCGACCUUCUGCAGGCUCUGCUGAGAUACUUUGAAGAGUGCCGCACCGAGGAAGAGCACGAGGCUGGAGACACGAGGCAGGGUCACAAGAGCCUCUUCCAGUGGCUCCUAGAACAAGCGUAAAUCCCCAUCACACACUGACACCCGUCAGCUAUUAAAGAUGAAGUUUCCUGUCACUUUACAGUGAUCUGCAAUUUAUCUGCCAAACCUAGAGGCAUAGCCAGUGGAAUGUGUUUGUGUUGUGUAUUGCUUGUGCACCAGUGUCCACCCAGGGGGCGCCAUAUUGAAGUCUACGAGCAACUGAAAUAAUCUAAGAGCCGUUCUUUCAAGUGUGUGUUUUGCAUGCCGUCACCGAGAGUCCCUUUUGCUUGCUUUCACCUCUCUUUUUAUUGCCACAUUGUUUUCUUUAAGAUUAGACUGCAUAUCACACGUUUGGCACACCGUCAGUGAGUUUGGCUUUCACACCUUGCCACAACACAAAAAGACUGAUGGGUUGGUUUGUUGUAAGGGAAUCCCCAUGGCUGCAGGAAAGCUUAUGUCAUCUUUAUAUCUCUCCUUUACGGUGGUGUUUGCACUUGUUGAAGGGACCAGCCAUGCAAUCCAGCAGGGCUCCGGGUCACCGGAAGGUAUUCCAUUACACGUAACGCAAAGUGAAUCACAGUCUGGGUGAUUAUAAUAAUUACCUAAAAUUAUAUUUACCCUGUUUAGCACAUUUUUGGCAACAAUACUUACCAGUCAAUUCCAUUGGCAAUUAGACACUAAAUAGUUGCUGUUGAAUGAAUCCAUCAGUAUGUAGUCAAUUUUACAUUCCCCUGUUGUGAUUCGGACGUUUUUUCCAGUCGUUAUUUCUAAAUGAUAAAAGUCCUUUAGCUAUGUACAUUCAUAAUAGUUCAAAAUGAAUCGGUAUACCUGUAAAUAUGCUUUUCUUUAAGUUAAAAUGAAUUGUUUACACCAGAGGCUGCAAUUAGACUGCAGAUGAUCAUAAAGAUCACUAAAGUGUGGAGGGGUUUGUGUGGCCAACUUACAGAAAAACACAAAUAUACUUUCAAGCCUAUUUUAAAAAGCUGCUAAACAUGUAAACCCCAUUUUGCCAUAAGAGGAAACUCGCAGUAAGCUUCUUUUAAAACUAUUUAACGUUCUCUACAGGGGACUUUUCUCUAAUUUCCUCCUGGCAUUGUACACUCAUUGAAGGUUACUGUGACGCACUGGUAGUGCAUUGCUAAAUGAGGAUGCCUCUGCAGUGAGUAUAUCUGAACUAGUCACCACGUCUACGUGGACCUUCUAUACUCACUGCCCGCCCUUUAGUGUGCACUACACCGAAUAUUGCACUUUCCCUAUAUCUUUGUUUAGACCUCAAAAAACAAUCUUUAUUAUUGCAAUGCAUAAGCGAUAGAUCGGCAACAGCUUGUAGGAGUUUGUCACGUGUAACUUAUUAAGCCUCAAGGGACCUGUAUGAAAAUUAUUUGCACUGCAGUUUUGUGCUUUAAGGAAAACUACUAAUUUUCUACUUGCUCAUGUCAGUCUAAAUGUAACAUGUAUGUUGCUUUGGGUUUUUUUUUUUUUUCGCAACACAUACAGUUUGGUAGAAUCUUAACACAGCUAUUUCCACAGAACAGUAAUUCCUAGUGACUAUGACUGCCAAGCUCCAAAAAGGGAAAAUAAAUAGAAGUAGUCAAUACAACUUGCAACCAGUAUUCUAAAUAUUCAAGUCUUCGUAUGAUAGUUUUCUUUAUUGAAUUUUAAAUUAUCUAGCCCACAUUUGGGUCAAAGAUUGAAAUAAUUUUGUAUUAUGUUCAGUUAUUAAACAAUCACAAGAUCCUUUUUGAAUGUAUGAUAUAUAGAUGAGCUUUGAAAAAGUGGAUGAUACAUGUGACCUAAUGGUAAAGAAAAAUAGAGAGAUUGUAUGGCUUCAGAAAUCUUAGAAUAUUGCACACAAGUUUCUUUUUUUUUUUCUUUUUUUUAUAUAUAUAGUGUAGAAGUGCAUUGAGAUUCUUCAAAAAGUCUGCUUUUGUGUUACACUGAAAAAUAAAAGCAUAUGGAUUCGUAACAGAGCCCCGCACAUGACAUGCAGGAAAAAAAAAUCUGUAUAUUGAGGCCACAAAUUAACAAUUCGUUCCCAUGAUUUAAUAAUGCGUCAGCGCGAUUUACUAAUUCGUUCCCUCGUUUUUUUUAUCUUUAUAAAUCGCACGCACAAUAUAAUAAUUUGUUCCUUCGAUUUACUAAAUCGCGGCCACAAAUUUGUUCCUUUGUUUUAGUUGACUCCAACUGAAGGAACAAAUUACUUCAAUGUGGCCUUGAUUUACUAAAACAAGGGAACAAAUUACGGUAAUAAAUCGUGGGAAGGAGUUCUUUAUUCACGGCCAUGGUUUAACUCAAACGAGAAACAAAUUCUUAAUUCAUGGCCACGAUAAAUAUAUAUUUUUGUCCGGGGCUCCGCAGUUUGGAACAACAAUAUGUGCGAGUAAAUAAUGACAGACUUUGGUUGACCUUUUCCAUUUAGUUUUAUUGACAUGAUUGCUCAGAUACUGUUACAGUGUGAUUUAAUGAUAAGAGAAACAAUAUGAAGGCAAUCGGAGUUGUAAAGAUCGUUGAAUACGUUUCUUUCAUGUCUUUGCCCUGUAACAUGCAUGAUGCGCUUUCAGUCCAUGCUUCAUGUACUUCUCUUUACGUGUGCAUGAUGCCGAUUCAUUAUCUUGUGCAUGGUUUCAAACUGGCUGACACCAUAUAUGCUCACACUACCUACUGCAAUGAAAAAAAAGAGUCAUUUCUGUAUUCAUGCUGUUAUAACUUCAGCGCUGCCAAAUAUAGUUGGUUCUGCACUUACAUAGUAUUUGUUCACAUUCUUUUGAAAUGUUUUUUUUUUUUAAAAACACAAAAAAAAAACCCCUGCCAUACACUGUUGAGUUGGACAUUUUCAUAUGAUAGCUGUAUCACUUAAACCAUAAUGUGGGAGGCGCAAAAGAAGUUUAAUACUGUAUAUGAACAUUGAAGCUUGAGUAGAUUUUAAAAAAACAGUUGGCACAAGUAUGCCGUGACCAUCAGCGCUGCCUCAUUAUUAGUGGGAUUGUACAUGCAUCCGUGUUCUUGAAGUAAUUGUAAACAUUAGUGCUGUAGAUGUUCUGCCCUUGUGUUCUUAUUCACCUUAUUUUUGUGUACAUUCCUAUCAUUUACAAAUGAUCUAUAGCUAUUUUGUUAAGUAAGGCUACAUGUAUAAUGCAAAGUUCACACCAUACUCAACAGAUGAAUAUUUUGUUACUUGUGCAGUGUUUCUCCAUUCUCUCUCAUAGUAUAGUGGGAAAAUGAUACACAGUGACUUCUCUAUUUUUUUCCUGCCCAUUUGUAUAAUCUUGCCAAAAAAGUUAUUUAAUAAUUUAUGUAAGUAUAAGUUGCGAUGGUGAAUACACUACUUGUCCCCCCAGUGAAGUUGCUGAGUAGUUUACACAUGAUUAAAGCUUAAUGCACUACACCUGUACACUGUAAAAAGCUGUGGGUAAUAAAGCUUUUUCAUUUGAA
Messenger RNA from Pimephales promelas (fathead minnow), 8989 nucleotides. It is a transcript of the gene akap11, whose product is annotated as A-kinase anchoring protein 11. Gene Ontology annotation, molecular function: protein kinase A binding. NCBI's taxonomy places the organism in Eukaryota, Metazoa, Chordata, Actinopteri, Cypriniformes, Leuciscidae. Gene Ontology annotation, cellular component: cytoplasm. Gene Ontology annotation, biological process: intracellular protein localization. The record is from RefSeq and is a predicted model, not a curated record.